UGUCCUGUAUAUCUUUGUUACCCACUGCACCACUUCUUCACAAACACAUUGGUCCGUUUCGGAAGCUAAUACAUAAUGGCUCGUAGUUGCGGAUACGACGCAUAUGGGCGGUAUUAUUGCCGGAACAGCGCAUGGAACGACUGGGUUCGCUGGGUCGUCCUCGCUGUGAUCAUUGUCGGCUUCUUCCUGCUCUUCGUCGUCUGCAGCUGCAUAACCGCUCGCCGCCGACGUCGCUUGGGCAGACAACCCUUCUACGGCACCGGAUGGGCCGCCCGACCCGGACAACCCACCGCCCAGCCCUACUACAACAACAACCAGAACUACAACCACCCGCCCCCGCAGUACACGCCGCAGCCCCAGAAUCAAGGAUACUAUGGUUCGAACCAGGGAUACUACGGGUCCUCGCCGUACGGACAGCAGCAGGGCGUUGAACUCCAGUCUCCUCAGCCUACGCACACUCGCGGUGGCGACGACGUGUACGCUCCGCCAGCCGGACCGCCACCCGGCAAGGGCGACGGCAUCAUUCGAUAGACGGCUUGCUCGACGUCGAUCGUAAUUACCGAUGGGGCGGGUAUCGGA
Messenger RNA from Trematosphaeria pertusa, 579 nucleotides. RefSeq lists its product as uncharacterized. The record is from RefSeq and is a predicted model, not a curated record. Gene Ontology annotation, cellular component: intracellular membrane-bounded organelle. The coding region runs from base 76 to 531 and encodes 151 amino acids. Gene Ontology annotation, biological process: vesicle-mediated transport. The transcript is spliced from 2 exons. NCBI's taxonomy places the organism in Eukaryota, Fungi, Ascomycota, Dothideomycetes, Pleosporales, Trematosphaeriaceae.